AUGGACUUGCACAGCGAUGGAGGAUCAGGCGCAGCUACACCGACCCUCGCAAAGUCGUCCUCGUCGCCGACGUUCGACCUCCCGCCCCAGGUGACCGACCUCGACUUGCUCUCGCUCGCAUCGUCGUCGCCUAACCCGCCUGGGCCGCACUUUACGCACCACCCGCCGCUGCACUCGACGUACUCGCGACACCUGGGCGACUUUCCCCCCGAGAUUAUCGCCCUCAUCAUCCAUCACCUGUACUACUCCUACGUCCCCUACCCGACGCCGUUCCCCUGCCCGGACCCGUACCUCGAGCUCGUCCCCGCAACGCCGUACGAACCCUCCCACCUCGCCCAACCGCUCGACACCCAAGCGAAAGAGACCCUCGCCUCCAUCUGCCUCGUCGACAAGACGUGGAGCGCAGAGGCGACGAGGGCGUUGUGGCGCCGCGUCAGUUUCGGGAUGCCGAGGGCGUUUGAGAGCGUGUUGAGGACGAUUGAGGAGUACAGCGGUGGGCAGAGGGUCGCGAGGCCGCUGCGGAGCGAUGCACGAGGUGGAAGAGGACACAGCAGCGAGGCGGCGAACAACAGCAGCCUCGGCCUCGUUGGACUCGAGCUUGACGAGCCGGUGAAAGGCGCAGGAGCAGCUGGUGGAGGAGGUUUUGCCGGCGGGCUCAAGGCAGCUCUUGAGGCGGCAGUCGAGGAAGAGACUCGCGGGCGACCACUCGUCUCGUCUCCACCCGAGGAGCGCCACCCACUCCCAAGCCACCACUCCGCACCGGUCGAAAUCGCCAACUCCUUCCCUCCUCCAGCCCCUCUGCCCACCCUCGACCCCGCCGACUCUCCCCUCCUCUUUACGCGCGCAAUCUCCUUCGCUCGCUUUCGUACGGCGGGGAUGAAGCGCACUCUCCGCCAAGGCUCGCACGAGCGGUUCGUCACGCCUCAUCGGCUCGUCACGCUGCUCAAGGGGACGAGGUACCCGAGGGACAAGCUUGUCAAGCCUGUUGUGAACAAGGAUGAGGAGGACGAGGAGGACGAGGAGGAGAGGUGGAGCUCGAGUGCCGACGAGAGUGAGGGAGAGACGCCGGGCGGGAAGAAGAAGAAGAAGGUCGCUGGCCAGCUCUGCCAAGUCGGCUUCUCGGAGUACAUGGACAGCGCGAUCACGUUCGAGGUCCUCGAGGAGCUUCUCUUCCGCGGCGGCUACCUCGCCGAGUACGAGGAACCCGAAGAGCCCGCCUUCAUGCCGGACUUUGGCUCGUCCGAGUCCGACCUGGGCGUCGGUCUGCGAUCGCCUUACUUUGGUGCAACGCCCGGCUCGCACGUCCCUGCUUCCCCUCACGAACCCUUCCACUACCGCCACCUCGCCUCGUCACACUCUCGCUCGCCCUCGACAGACCGGGGCAGCCACCGCACCCGCUCUUCGUCCAUCUCGACGUCGAUCGCCGAGGAGGACGAGACGAUGGUCGACACGGAUGACGACGCGCCUGGGUCGGGCUCGCGUACGCCCGUCGGACGCAGGCCUGCGCAUUGGAUGCAGAGGAGGCCGAGCGGGUCGUCGUUCGCUCCGCCUGCGACUCAGCCGAACGGACAGAUGCACCCGGUCGGGUCGCCUGACGAGCACAUGUCGAGCGGCGCGGAGGACCUCGAGGACGAGGAAGAAAUGCGAGGUCGAGAGCGAUUCGGGCGGAGUCGGGGUGCAUUGCCGACCAGUCAGAGCGCGAGCGGGCUUGCGACACCGACUGAAUCGCAUCCUCGAGGUCGUCCUCGCUUCAACCGCUCGCUCCUUCCGCCUCACGCCUUCCUCACCCGCUCGGCGUCCCUGCCCGCGCAUGCCGUGCCACAACUCCCGCAAGUGCGCGCUUCGCAAGGUCACGGCUCUCGCCCUCCUUUCCGCCACCAGUCCCUCUCGCGCGCAUCCGAGCGCUCUUCGUCCGUUCCAGCAUCGGUGAGCGGCCGCUGGGCACCCGAGCCAGCGCCGAAGCGGACGGUCCAAGUCCUCGAAGGCAGCCUGACGAUGCAGCCCGUCCGGGCGCUCGACUUGUGCGGCUGCGUCUCGCGCGUCUUUGUCGCAGGCCUCGAAGAGUUUGUCAAGAUGUACAAGUGUGGUCCGAAGGCGCUCAUGCCACCGCCUGGGAUGGACACGCUUGGCGAGGAGGACGAGGACGAAGAGAUGGAGAUGGGAUACCGGACGCCCUCCUUGCGGUCGGUCAGGAUGGGCUACACGGAGGAGCGCAUCCUCAAUCGCACUUUCUUCCCUCACCUGCGUCGACUUGGUCUCGCCUCGUCGCUCCUUCCCUCCGACCUCCUCACCUCUUUCGUCCUCUCCUUCCCCUACCUCACGCACCUCGACCUCGCCUCGACUCUUACGUCGCCGAUGCUGCUCAAGGGUCUCGCCUUGGCCGGACAGAAGGGCAUCGGCGGACGCCCGAUGCGUCUCAAGGCGCUCUCGCUCGCCCGCUGCCGCCUCAUCACCGGUGCCGCCCUCCUCGGCCUCUUCUGCGGCGACUGCCCACCUCUCACGACGCUCGCUGGCCUGUCAGACGACGAGGACGAAUCGUGGGGAUCAGGUGAGGUCGUCAGCGAGCUGACCGACCUCUCGCUCUUCGGCGACGGGACGUACCCUUCGCCCCUCGAGGUUCCGGAACUUCGCCUCGUCGUCUCCGCCUCGCCCGCUUUCCGCUCCGGUCGCCUUCGCACCCUCGACCUCUCCAGCACGCCCAUGUCCGACGUGAUCCUCACCGGGCUCAUCCCGCCUCAGCCGAACCUGAUGCAGCUCGGACUCGCCCACUGCCGGUCAAUCACGAUGCAUGCCGUCUCGACCUUCCUCUGCACCAAAGCCAACGCCGUCGAGAUCCUCGACUUGAGCCACUCGUGCCCGUCGCUCGUCGGUCAGAGCAUCAGCAGUCGGCGACGCGUAACCCUCGGCCCGCCUUCGAUGUCGAUCAUGGAGCUGCAUGCAGUCCUCCUCUCGCAGUGCGCGAGCCUCGAGUCGUCGUCGCCGAAUCCGGAAGAGGCGCAACUUCUGCUGGCGCUGCGGCAGACCAACUUGCGGAUCGUCGAGCUCGACGAGAAGAGCCUCGAGCUGGUGCAGGGCGGCGCGGGCGACUGGAAGCCCGUCUGGGGCAAGGGCCGGCGUGGCUGGUACGUCGACACGGCCACCACCUCGACUCUUACGCCCUACUACUCGCCUUCGACCCGUCCUCGCCAGCUCCUCCACCUCCCUCGUACCGACACGCAGCGCCAGGCGCUCCUCAAGCUCGUCGACCAGAACCGGUCCGGCCUCGAGGUCGCGUGGAAUCCGCGCAAGAUGGAGGUUUUGAAGGGCGAGGGCAUGCUCGGGUACCGCGAGGGCUUGUACGCCUAUCACAGCUUUGCGUCGUGA
Molecule: messenger RNA, 3363 nt
Organism: Rhodotorula toruloides NP11
Lineage: Eukaryota; Fungi; Basidiomycota; Microbotryomycetes; Sporidiobolales; Sporidiobolaceae
Exons: 4
Coding region: 1-3363 (1120 amino acids)
Biological process (GO): SCF-dependent proteasomal ubiquitin-dependent protein catabolic process
Cellular component (GO): SCF ubiquitin ligase complex
Source: RefSeq, a predicted model, not a curated record